GACUGCAGUGGUAGAAGUCACAACACAACGGUUGUUUUGUGAUGUGUCAUUUUAAUCCUAAGGACUAGCUACUCAUUUGUCAUUAUGGAGACGUUUAUUAAUUUGAUUCUGUCUUUAUGCACACUGCUUCUGUCUGUUAACUUUGUCCCACUUGUGAAUGCAUACAGGAGCCCAUGGACAACUGCAGAUUACAGUUUGGCUGGGAUGAGGAGGGCCAGAGCUGUAAACAGACAGAUGCCCAUCAACUGUAAACUGGGGACCUGGUCAUCUUGGACACCCUGUAACUCCUGCACAGACCAAAAAGGUCGUUUCCGAUACGUAGAGAAGCUCUCCCAGUUUGGUGGCAUCAAGUGCAUUGAGCCGCUGUGGGAGAAGCUGGCGUGUCCAUCAGUAACGACACAGUGUCUGGUGACAGAUUACUGUGGAGAGAGCUUCACAUGCAAAGGAACAGGGCGCUGCAUUAGCCAGUCCCUUCGCUGUAAUGGAGAGUCAGACUGUGAGGAUUUUUCUGACGAAGAGGGCUGUGAAGACGCCACCCGCAGAGAUGACAAGUGUUCCACCUUACUGCCGAUCCCUGGUGCUCAACGUGGUACUCAGGGCUACAAUGUCUUGACUGGAGACUUUGUGGAUCAAGUGCUUGACCCAAAUUAUUUUGGAGGAAAGUGUGAAUACGUCUAUAAUGGUGAAUGGAGGAAAUUCAUCUAUGACGCCUUCUGUGAGAACCUGCACUACAAUGAAGAUGAGAAGAACUACAGGAAACCGCACAACUACCAUACCUACCAUUUUGUGGCUGAAGCUACGUCAGAGGGCUCGCACGAAUACUAUGAAGAUAUGGUGAGCCUGCUGAAAGCCAGGAAUACGAUGAGUUCUUCCAAAGGCGGUGUCUCAGUGGGGGUCUAUAAUGUGGAACUGGGACUGAGUGGAAGUGAGGAAUCACAGUUUCUCAACAACAUAACGCAAUAUAAAAGCCAGAACCUAGGGUUCGUCAGGCUUUGGUCCAAAGUGCAAACAGCCCACUUCAAAAUGAGAAGUAACAAGUUGAUGCUUCAUGGAGAUUUCUACAUUUCACUCAUGGAUCUGCCAGAGCAGUAUCAUUUUGGGAUGUACUCCCGCUUCUUCAACACAUUUGGAACCCACUAUGUCACAGAGGGCACAAUGGGAGGAACCCUUGAAUAUGUGGUGGUUGUCAACAAAACGUCUAUGGCAAAAUCAAAGAUUGAGGGUGAACAAGCUGGUAGUUGCUUUGGUGCUUCUAUUGGUUUAAGCUAUCCCAUCUCGGGCCAGGUAACAGCAGGGCUUAAAGUGGGCGUGAACCCGUGCAAUAAAGAAGGAGAGUUUCAUCAAGCCAAGGACUCUGAUUCAGCUUUGGUUGAGGACAUUGUCACUCUAGUGAAGGGGGGAGUCACACACACCAGCACUGGCCUGUUGGUUGUCAGGAACCCUGACACCUACAGGAACUGGGGAGCCUCCCUCAAAUACAACCCGACACUCAUCGAAUAUGAGACCAUGCCAAUUUAUGAGCUAGUGCGCCUCAGCACAGCCGCUGACCAUGUAGGUGUAAGACUGGCCAACUUGGAGAGGGCCUGGGAUGAGUAUCAGCAGCAGUUCGACUCCUGUCGCUGCGCCCCCUGCAGGCACAACGGCAUCCCUGUCCUAAUGGGGACUUCCUGUAGAUGCAUCUGUAAGUUAGGCUACUCUGGAGAGGCCUGUGAAGAGACUCUCAGAAGAGAUGCCAAGACAGAUGGGUCAUGGUCAUGCUGGGGGGCUUGGUCAUUAUGUGCAUCAACGAGGAAGACUCGGACAAGAACCUGUGAUAAUCCUGCUCCACAUGGCGGUGGAACAACCUGCCUGGGCUCCACCUCUCAGACUCAACGCUGUUAAAGUCACUUUGGUUCCAAGGUGAAAAUGCAUAAUCCAGGUGGUUCUUACUGAAUAGAAACUGCUCUUCCACUAUCCUUAACUGUCUGAGCUCAAAAUAAAAUGUAUGCCUUCUUCAGGACACAUGCCACACUGUAUAUCAAGGUAGUAAUAAAUGUGUGAUGCAGACUUUACUAACUGUGUGCUUUUCUGUAGUAAAACUGUAGAUGCUUUGUAUGAGAUUUCUUAAAUCGCCUUGAAUGUGAAGAUCACAUUUGAGUAACAGAAGCUGAAUUCAGGUCAGUGCUUCAGGCAAGUCUAGUGAGGAAAGCUAGUCAGGUCAAGUCUAUUUUUGAUUCAUUAUGUCACACUAUAAGUCCAAAGACAAACAAAGACACCACAGACCAAACUUCUGGUUUCAAGGAAGGUUUUAUAAAACGGUGCUGUUGAGCAGACAUUAAAAGCAUUCAGUGGACUCUUGCUGCAGUCCUCUGCAUGCCAGGCCUCCUUCGCCAGGCGCUGGGUUGUUGCACUGUCGACUCCUCCUCAUUGUUCUUCCACUGCAGGGUGACCAUGCAGCCCAGCAGCUCCAGCUGCCGUCAAUGGUUAAAUCUGUCAGAAGUGGGAGAGUCAGUUCUCAUUUCAGUAUGUCAAUAUCUCGGUGUUUGUGCAAUGAAAGAAAACAAACAUGUUAAGUUGUAUGCACUGUUUUUGGAUGUUGGAUUUUUAGAGCUUACUUUUUCGUCUAUUAGUGAUCUCACAGCCAUGCCCAGAGUAGCCAACAGGACACACACAGUCACACCUGGUGCCUGUUGAUGAAGAUGAAGAUAUUUCAUAAUUACUAUCAUUACCACCACUGUUAACAUCAUCAGUCACUUUUGGGAACCAAAUCUAAAAAUAAAAUGCCAUAGGC
Molecule: messenger RNA, 2770 nt
Organism: Cyclopterus lumpus (lumpfish)
Lineage: Eukaryota; Metazoa; Chordata; Actinopteri; Perciformes; Cyclopteridae
Gene: c8a
Product: complement component 8, alpha polypeptide
Exons: 11
Coding region: 85-1881 (598 amino acids)
Biological process (GO): immune response
Cellular component (GO): membrane attack complex
Molecular function (GO): protein binding
Source: RefSeq, a predicted model, not a curated record